AUGAAUUUGAUAUGGGGGUUUGAUCCUAUAGAAUUACUGACAAAAACGGUGUUUCCAAACCACCAUCUCGAACAACUAUUGCGAUAUUCAAAAGAUGCUAGAAUGCUGGCAAUCAGGAAACUUUCGCUGGAUAUUCUUGGUGAUCCAGAAGCUUUUCAAAACUACAAGCGCGUCUAUACCCACAAAACCCACAAUCAACCAUCUUUCAGAUUCAAUACAAAACCAUACCCAUCUACUACUGUGCAUACUUUUGCGGGAAAUAUAACACCUUCAAGUUGGUCCAUCUCGGAGCGCAAUACAGUGCAUGAAAUAGCACAUGCGGGGUUGCAAUCUCAUACCCAACGAAAUACGCCAGCUACAAUAGGAACUGUUGGUUCACAAUCCAACCUAUUUCACGACACCAAGACAAGUACUAGAUUAAGGGUUGACCCAUCUCAUCAUUUAGGCUUUUCAAAUGUAUCUUCUGUCCAACAAAAGCCCAAAGUUGCUGGCGAAUCAAAAGGAAAUGCAGCUGUAUUGAUCAAUAACGCUUCAAAGCAUUUGAUGCAUCAGCAAGCCAAAUCUGCAAAUUUAGUUGGACAGUAUCAUAAAGAUUCAUGUCAGCCUUAUUCCGUACUGGAUGGCGAAUUGUCAGCUAUGGAAAAAAUCAGUCGUACUCAGUUGGCAAGAAGCGCUGCAUCGCUAUUGAUUCAAAGCUGUUUCCGUGGAUGGCGAACAAGAAAACGAUUUAUUGCUGUCAUGCAUGCUCGACUUUCUAUACAAACAUUUCUUGAAGUUCCAAAGAUUCUAGAAGGACUUCCAGACGUCAAGGAUCUCACAACUCAAGAAUUAGUGUGGAGACGCUAUUUGCAAUACUGCCAUUAUUUUGAUAAACGAAAAAUAAUACCUCCGGAAUAUUCACAGUUUUGUGCAGCGUAUAUCCAAUCAAUAUGGCGAUGUUUUGUUGUUCGUCGCGCAUAUGUAGAAAUUCAAACCAUGUGUGUUGAUAAAUCAAACGUUAAAGCUAAAUUGGAGGCACGAAUUCGGCUAGUUCGUUAUACCCAACGACCUCGUGCGGGCGAUCGAGUGGUUGAAAACUCGGCAUCCAAGAUUCAAAGAGUUUGGCGUAGAUACUAUAGUAUGCGCAUUUAUAAAUUCUAUCGCAAUUUGAUCAAAUAUAGUGAGCAAGGCAAUCCAAAGCGGUUAUUGAAGUUUAUCAAUCCAAAAGAAGCUCAGUAUGUGGACGAUAGUCUUGGUACACAUAUCCGAUUUCGGCUAGGCGGGCAUAUAUUUCCACCAACGAUCUACUACAAAGUGUUUGUGCACAAGUCUAUUGUUGAUAUGAAUGCGUUUAGUCCAAGAAAUUAUACAGACGAAAAGAUUAAAACUAUUACGCCUCGUCAAAGAUUCCAUAAAGGGUAUAUUUUGUCUCCACCAAGCGAGUCUGAGGAAUGGUAUCAACGGUUUGAAAAUAAUGAAUGGCGACCCGUAUCUGAUGCGACCUGGGGAGCAAAUAUUACCUAUCUUCACAAUGCAAUUCUACCAACUCAAUCCAAACGGCCUUUUCAUCAUAUAAAACUUAAACGACACCAAGAUAUGCUCAAGCGACGGAAAGAACGUAAGCUUGAUUGGAUGCGCCAUAUCUAUCAGCAAGGGCUUGAAACCGUCUAUAUAUCUGCUCCAUCACCACCCGAUCCACUUGAAUUUGUAUCCGACAUUACAAAAGGAUUAGAAACCAACCUAGAUCAAUUAAAGCCUCUUGGUGGAUAUGGUGAAUACACUCAUCCAACUCAUACACCGCCUCAUACAGCCAAAUCCAAUCCCAAAGCUGAAUUAGUCAACCAGCUCAAUCACGCAUGUGACGAAAAGGAGAUUGAAGCGUUGUUGAAGGAUGCGGAAUCUGAAUUUGACUCGGAUUUUUUGAUCAAAUGGACUCGUGCAUUGGAUUUUGAAUCGUAUCAGGAAAAUUGGUCAGUUUUGGCUACAACUCACUCGCAUCAUCCAAAAAAAUGGCUGAAUGACUGUGAUCAAAUGACCGAAACUAGAGUCAAUGAUGUACGGACAGCACCAUUGAAUCGGUUGCGCGGAAUGACAGAAACAUCACAUGUAAAACCUAAAAUAAAUCCACAUAGCAGAUCUCUAAAUGGUACGGCCGAUUUACUUUUACCGGAUUUACAUGUUCGCAAACAAAGACCUGUAUCAGGAAGAUCAGAUGGAUCAGAUCGUUCUAUAAGAGAAAUGCUUUUGACUGAUCACGAUAUAGACGCAUUUUAG
Messenger RNA from Batrachochytrium dendrobatidis JAM81, 2253 nucleotides. RefSeq lists its product as uncharacterized. The record is from RefSeq and is a predicted model, not a curated record. Bases 1 to 2253 code for a protein of 750 amino acids. NCBI's taxonomy places the organism in Eukaryota, Fungi, Chytridiomycota, Chytridiomycetes, Rhizophydiales. Gene Ontology annotation, molecular function: protein binding. The transcript has 8 exons.